This is a messenger RNA of Fragaria vesca subsp. vesca, 1503 nucleotides long. Its product is annotated as putative F-box protein At1g19160-like. Lineage: Eukaryota; Viridiplantae; Streptophyta; Magnoliopsida; Rosales; Rosaceae. The record is from RefSeq and is a predicted model, not a curated record. Bases 1 to 1503 code for a protein of 500 amino acids. The transcript has 2 exons. Gene Ontology annotation, molecular function: protein binding.
AUGGCCGGAGGAAUCCUCAUGCAUAGAAGCAAUUUUUUGAAAAGAUGUAUCGAUCUUCUGAAGACUUUGAGUAAUAUUUGGAUGGUGAGAAACACAUUGACGGAAUUAGACGAAGAUGUCACCGGCGGCGAGACUGAUGGCGAUCCAAACACAAGGGUAACAACAUUGACAAACCUACCGGAAGAUGUCACCAGCGAUAUCCUUAUGAGACUGCCGGUAGAAUCACUCUGUCGCGUCCAAUGUGUGUCUAAGACCUCUUUGGACAUAUCUCGCAGCCCCGACUUUGCUACACUGCACAACCUGCAGGCUGCUACGGACGCAUCGCCUAUGCGUGUUACUACAUGGUGUAGUGGUACGUCAGUGUUGCAAGCAUGGCAGUCGUUCAAAUACAACAGCAUAAAGCAAACACUGACAAAAUCGGUACAUGUCUUUCAAAUUGGCUCGAAACAAUAUGACUUCGAAGUAGACUUCGUUUUCUGCAACUUGGUUUUCCUUAAAACAUUAAUAAGACAUGGUUCUGAUGGUUUUGGUCCAUGCUUGUUGGUCAAUCCGCUGAGGGAAGAAGUUCUAGAGCUACCUCUUAGUAACAUCCCAGUUCCAACCACCAAUACUGAUUCAGGGGAUGAUACUGAUUGGUACGGGAUGGGAUAUGAUAAUAUUACUAGCACAUACAAGAUUGUUCAUGUUCGGGCUACUAACAACUGUGCUGUGGCUCAAGUUUUUGUAGUAGGUACAAGCUCAUGGCGACAGAUACCUUUGGCUCCUCCUUUUGAUGAAAGCACUUCUUUUUCAGGCAAGCGCAGCAACAAUGCAAUAUAUGUAGGUGGGCACAUGCAUUGGUUGGUUUACAGAAAAAUAGAAAGCCUUGGUUACAUGAUUUCUUUCAAUUUUAACAGAGAGGAAUUUUGUGCGACUCUUGUUCCCUCCUCUAAUUAUGGGACUUAUGGCGGCUUACAUUUGCUUGAAUUUAGAGGAUCUUUGGCCCUUGUGGAUGUUCAUCGUCCGGAUGUAUAUUAUAAUAUCAAGAUAUGGGUGUUGAAAAGUUAUGACGAUGAGAAAAAAUGGGAGCUACAUCACAAUAUAACAAUGAAAUGCCUCCUUCCAAUAUGGACUAGUUUUCCAGCAUGGUCUACUUUUAGAGAGUUUUGUGCUGAAUGGGAGCAUGGAAUAUGUUUGGCAUCAGAAGAUCAAUGUUACUUUUUGGACCUAAGAAAUCUUUCGAUGAAAAUAGAACAACUCCCCCCAUAUUCUACUCCUGGUUAUUUGCCAUCCAUCUUUUGGACAGGAAAAUGUAGGGACUCCAAUAUCUUCAGCUAUACUGAAAGCCUAAUUUCACUGAAAAAUUAUGGCAGGUUACAGAAGCAAGGCAAGGUGUAUAGCACUAGGAUUCAAGCACUCACUGAGUUUCUUUAUGAUGUCGUAUCACCAGCUGAUAUCCAUCCUGAUGCUGGUCUUGGCGAGGUGGAGAAGGUGGUCCAAUAUGUGUGGGCUCUCCUGAUGUGA